ACCGGCCCACCUGGGAGGACUGUCAACAGCUCCUUUUAACCCUUUCCACCUCUGAAGAGAAGGAACAUACCCGAAGAGAGGCCAGAAAAUAUUUCCUUACAUCAGACGGUAGACCAGAGGAGGAAGCUCAUAACCUCCUAGAGGAGGUUUUCCCUCUACCCGGCCUAAUUGGGAUCCAAACUCCUCAGGCAGGAAGAGAGCUUUAGAUGAUUUUCACCAGUAUCUCCUUGCGGGUAUCAAAGGAGCUGCUCGAAAACCCAUAAAUUUGUCUAAGACAUUUGAAGUUGUCCAGGGGCCUGAUGAGCCACCGGGAGCGUUUUUGGAAUGCCUCCAGGAGGCCUAUCGGAGUUACACCCCUUUUGACCCGGCAGCUCCUGAGAAUAGCUGUGCUAUUAAUUUGGCGUUUGUGGCUCAGGCAGGCCCUGAUAUUAAAAGAAAACUACAAAAACUGGAAGGAUUUGCUGGAAUGAACAUUAGCCAACUUCUAGAGAUAGCCCAGAAAGUUUUUGACAAUCAAGAGUUUGAAAAGCAAAAACGGGCAGCUCAGGCAACUGAAAAGGCCGCCAAUAAGGCAUCCAAAAGACAUGCGAAAAUCUUAGUGGCGGCCAUCCAGGAAGCCAAGAAGGAAAGGCCCCCAUCACAGAGGAAUGGCCAGGGAACCCCGGGUCCCCACCAGAAAGGCAAGAAAGGCGAGCAGGCUCCCCUGGAGAAAAACCAACAUGCUUAUUGCAAGCAGACUAGACACUGGAAAAAAGAAUGCCCAUUAAAGCCAGAGGAAAAACCAGAAAAGAAAAAUUAAGUCCUCACCCACCCCACAGCGGAGGAGUCUGAUGACUGACGAGACCGGGGCUCCUUUCUCUUGGCCCCCAGUAGCCCACGGUGACCGCCACAGUGGAGGGCCAUGGUGACGUCCGGUAGCCUACUUGUCUUAAGAGGCUAGACCCUGUGGCCUCCACCAAGUAGCCAAGUUGUCUGUGAGCAGUAGCAGCAACAGCGAGCCUGGUCCAGGAAGCUGAUAAACUGACUCUGGGCCAAAAUUUAACCCUUACAGGUCCUCAUGCUGUAGACACUUUACUACGAAGUGCCUCUGGCAAAUGGAUGUCAAAUGCCCGCAUCCUGCAGUAUCACAGUUUACUGUUAGAUCAGCCUCAUUUAACUUUCUCUCCCACAAGAUGCUUCAAUCCAGCUACCUUGCUCCCUGACCCAGACCUUACCACACCUGUCCAUGACUGCCAAGAACUGUUAGAGACUAUGGAAACUGGCCAACCUGAUCUCCAAGACGUGCCUUUAAAGGAGGCGGAUGCCACUGUGUUUACAGACAGUAGCAGCUUCCUUGAGCAGGGAGUUCGAAAGGCUGGUGCUGCCAUCACUACGGAGACGAAUAUACUGUGGGCCCAAGCACUGCUAGCAGGUACCUCAGCACAGAGGGCUGAGUUGAUUGCCCUCUCUCAGGCCCUCCGAUAGGGUAAGGACGAACGUAUUAAAAUUCACACUGACAGCAGGUAUGCUUUUGCUACUGUGCAUGUACAUGGAGCCAUCUACCAAGAGCAUGGGCUACUCAUCUCAGCAGGAAAGGCUAUCAAGAACAAAGAAGAAAUUUUGGCCCUGCUUGAAGCUGUUUGGCUCCCUCAACAGCUGGCUGUAAUUCACUGCAAAUGACAUCAAAAAGAAGACAUGGCCAUUGCCUGUGGUAACCAAAGAGCAGACUCUGCAGCCUGGGAGGCAGCUCAACUCCCAGUCACGCCUCUGACUCUGCUGCCUGCAGUGUCCUUUCCGCAACCUGACUUACCAGAUCACCCAGAAUACUCCCCAGAGGAGGAAAAACAGGCUUUGGAUCUUCAGGCCAGUAAAAAUCAGGAAGAUUGGUGGAUUCUUCCUGAUUCCGGAAUCUUCAUACCCCGAGCUCUCGGGGAAACUUUAAUCAGUCGUCUGCAUUCUACCACCCAUUUAGAAGGAGGAAACCUGGCCCAGCUUCUAAGGAGCCGUUUCAAGAUCCCCCACCUUCAGGACUUAGCGAACCAAGCAGCUCUCCGGUGUACGGCUUGUGCCCAGGUGAACGCCAAGCAAGGUCCUAAACCCAGCUCAGGCCACCGCCUCCGGGGAGGCUCGCCAGGAGAAAGGUACAAGACAUCAUCCAGCCGCUUGUCCGGGGAGCUCAUCCCAACCCAGUUCCUGACCAGACGGGGCUCUGCCACUCUUUCCAGCCGGGUGACCUGGUGUAUGUUAAAAAGUUCCAAAAGAAAAAAAAAAAGGACUCACUCCUGCCUGGAAAAGACCUCAUACUGUCAUCCUCACCACACUGACGGCUCUGAAAGUGGACAGCAUUCCUGCUCAAAUUCAUAACACCCCCUAGUACCAAAGCAUGUUUAACUGUAAUCCAUGACUAACUACUCUAAUUACUGAAUUGGCAGGACCCCUUUCUCCUCUUGUUUAGUCUUCAAACCUCGUAAGUUAAAACUGGUUUCUUAACUUUAUAAAGCAACACAUAGCUUCUGUCAAACUUAUAUAUCUUAAAGCCCAAUAUAACCCUCUUGUAACAAGUGGGGAAUAUGAUAUGCUACCUUGUUUUAACCUGAAUUGACUCUCCCUUAGCUGAGAGAGCCAGACAAACUCCAUUUUGGCUCCUUCACUUGCAGCCCCUUGCCCACCCCCUUCCUCAAGGACUUAACUUGUGCAAGCUGACUCCCAGCACAUCAGAGUGCAAUUAACUGAUAAGGUCCUGUGGCAAGUUAUGUCCGCAGUUCCCAGGAAUUCGCUCGGGUGAUAGUAUCCUAAGCCCCUGCAUUUGUAUCCAGUAGAUAGCACCCAAAGCCCUUGCACCCAUCACCUUGUGAUGGAUUUAAAGCCCCUGCACCUGGAACCAUUUGUUUUCCUGUAACCAUUUGUCUAACUUUUUUUUGCCUGUUUUACUUCUAUAAGAUUGCUAUAGCUAGGCUCCCCUUCCCCUCUCUAAACCAAAGUAUAAAAGAAAAUCUAGCCCCUUCUUCAGGGCUGAGAGAAUUUUGAGCGCUAGCUGUCUCUCGAUCGCUGGCUAAUAAAGAACUCCUGAAUUAGUCUCAAA
This is a messenger RNA of Pan troglodytes (chimpanzee), 3061 nucleotides long. RefSeq lists its product as uncharacterized. The transcript is spliced from 2 exons. Bases 1675 to 2343 code for a protein of 222 amino acids. Lineage: Eukaryota; Metazoa; Chordata; Mammalia; Primates; Hominidae. The record is from RefSeq and is a predicted model, not a curated record.